AUGGCCGCCCACGCCGGCGCCGGCACCGCGGCGCACGCCGACGCGGCCCGGGCCGACGACGAGGCGCGCGCCCUUCUCCCCGCCUCGGCGCCCGUGGCCGGCCACGACGACGGCGGCGAAGACGACGAGGACCUGGAGGAGCGCGCGUUCGAGGCGUCCGAGAAGGUCAUCGUGUCCCUCUCCUCGGACGACGCCGACGCCGACCUGGAGGCGCAGCUCGCCUCGUCGUCCGGCUCCCCGCCCUUCUCGUGGCGGAAGCUCUGGCUCUACACGGGGCCCGGCUUCCUGAUGAGCAUCGCCUUCCUCGACCCGGGCAACCUCGAGGGGGACCUCCAGGCCGGCGCCGCCGCCGGGGACACGCUGCUCUGGCUGCUCAUGUGGGCCACGGCCAUGGGACUCCUCGUGCAGCUCCUCGCCGCGCGCCUCGGGGUCGCCACCGGCCGGCACCUCGCCGAGCUCUGCCGCGACGAGUACCCCGACUGGGCGCGACGCGCGCUGUGGCUCAUGGCAGAGGUCGCCAUGGUCGGCGCUGACAUCCAGGAGGUCAUCGGCAGCGCGAUCGCCAUCAAGAUCCUCAGCAGGGGGUACCUGCCGCUCUGGGCCGGCGUCGUCAUCACCGCCUUGGAUUGCUUCAUUUUUCUUUCUCUUGAAAACUACGGAGUGAGGAAAUUGGAGGCCGUAUUUGCCGUUUUGAUUGCAACAAUGGCCGUUUCCUUUGCAUGGAUGUUCACUGAUACCAAGCCCAAUGGAAAGGACCUGCUAGUCGGUAUUUUGGUUCCCAAACUGAGCUCUAAGACAAUAAGACAAGCGGUCGGGGUUGUUGGCUGUGUUAUUAUGCCACACAACGUCUUCCUACAUUCAGCGCUUGUGCAGUCUAGAAAAAUAGAUCCAAAGAAGGAAUACCAAGUUCGUGAGGCAUUGAGAUACUACUCAAUAGAGUCAACGGUGGCAUUGGCUAUAUCCUUCAUGAUAAAUCUUUUUGUCACAACUGUUUUCGCUAAAGGAUUCUAUGGUACUAAAGAAGCUGGCAGUAUUGGUCUUGAAAAUGCCGGGCAGUACCUACAGGAAAAGUUUGGUGGAGGGUUUUUACCUAUCCUCUACAUUUGGGGAAUUGGGCUAUUAGCGGCCGGGCAGAGCAGCACAAUAACAGGAACUUAUGCUGGACAGUUUAUAAUGGGUGGAUUUCUGAAUCUGAAGUUAAAGAAAUGGCUGAGGGCGCUGAUAACCAGAAGCUUUGCCAUCGUGCCAACUAUAGUCGUGGCUCUGUUCUUUGAUUCGUCUGAUGCACUGGAUGUUUUAAACGAGUGGCUCAAUGUGCUUCAGUCCAUUCAGAUCCCAUUUGCAUUGAUUCCUCUGAUAACCUUGGUUUCCAAGGAGCAAGUCAUGGGCGUCUUUAAAAUAGGCCAUAAGAUGCAAGCUGUAACCUGGACAGUGGCUGCACUGCUGAUCACGAUCAAUGGCUAUCUAUUGUUGGAUUUCUUCUCAUCUGAAAUACGAGGCCCAUUGUAUGGAUCAGUCCUCUGCUUGGCAGUACUUGCCUACGCUGCUUUUGUACUGUAUCUCAUUCUGCGGGGCACAGAGAUCUCCAACAAGAUCAUUGUAGCGAUACGCAAGAGGCUGUCAUGACACAUGUAGCCAAAAUUUUGCCCUUUUACACAGCCUUUAACCUCUCAAACCUAUAGAAUGGGUCCCAGAACAGAGACCGGAGAUCUCACUGUACAGUGACAUUCGUUCGUUGAAACGGAUGGACCCAAUCCUCUGAUAAAUUGGUUGUAGUGCUCUGACUUUAUCCUGGAGGAGGGAAAACAGAGAAGUGAACUGACGGUGCCGCUGAACAGCAAUGCAAUCAUUCCUUAUUUUUUUGUGUAAUUUUUGUGGCGAACUAAAGCAUAGAGUGGAAUAGAAAGAAGACUAGAAGCAGAAAAAGCAAUGUAAUUUUAUUUCUUGAUCUGUACAUGAAACUGUUACAAUCUGGACAGUGAAUAUUGAUCAUCCAAUCCUCUUUGUUGUUGUCUGUA
Lolium rigidum is the source of this 2018-nucleotide messenger RNA. RefSeq names its product metal transporter Nramp6-like. Gene Ontology annotation, molecular function: cadmium ion transmembrane transporter activity; manganese ion transmembrane transporter activity. Bases 1 to 1626 code for a protein of 541 amino acids. Gene Ontology annotation, cellular component: membrane. Gene Ontology annotation, biological process: metal ion transport. The record is from RefSeq and is a predicted model, not a curated record. The transcript is spliced from 4 exons. NCBI's taxonomy places the organism in Eukaryota, Viridiplantae, Streptophyta, Magnoliopsida, Poales, Poaceae.